Molecule: messenger RNA, 4126 nt
Organism: Peromyscus leucopus (white-footed mouse)
Lineage: Eukaryota; Metazoa; Chordata; Mammalia; Rodentia; Cricetidae
Gene: Xkrx
Product: XK related X-linked
Exons: 3
Coding region: 2063-3412 (449 amino acids)
Cellular component (GO): membrane
Source: RefSeq, a predicted model, not a curated record
AAAGCCCCCAAAGAAAAAUAAAUAGCAAAGGAAAACAGUGCAAAGAGAUUCUGUGCUGUGUCCCACCGGUGGAGCACCCGUCCUCUAAGCCAUCGACAGUUUUUAAGAAGUUGAUCUCAAUAGUGUCACCACAAAAGAGGAAGGAUGAACCUCCCAGGCCAGCUGCUAGACCAGGGCCAGCUGUGCUUCAGAGGACAAGCUUUCCAAGGGGAAUCUGCCCCCCCCCCCAGUUGACUCUUGGGAAAGGAGGUGACAAUUGAGACACACACACACACACACACACACACACACACACACACACACAAACACAAACACACACCAUAAAUAACAAAGACUAAAUCCGCCUUGAGGUCAUCCAUCCUUUUGGUGGCUGCUCUCUGGCCACUCCUCCCAUGGAUUCAUGGAUUCCUUUUGCUAACUUCCUGUGGUAGAAGGAGAUUGGCAGAGGGUGCUACAUUGAUAUCACCCAGAGGCAGCUGUUUUCCUUUUUCCCUUGGGGUUUAGGAUUAUGCAAACGAAGCAUGAAAACAAAAGCUCACUGAGGUGGGGGAGGAUUGCCUUUAAAAAUCCAGGCAAUUUUAAGAGCUAUUUAAGACACCCCUCUCCAUUUUCCCUAACAUCUCUCUUGGCUCUUUGCCAGUCUGUUUAGAAUCCGGCCCCUCUUCAGAGCCUUUUAACCAAAGACCUAAAAGUUUACUGUGAAGCUUCUGUCCUGGCCUCAUUUUGUAAGAGCAGAAAUCAAGGCAUAUAUGUGCUUUCAGUGUCUGUGGGCUGGCUGUGAGUUUUGAUCUCUCUCUGACUCACUCUUCCCUUUGCUGCAUACAGCCUUACCUGGGCAGGAAACUCUGACCCAAUUCCCUCUUAAGUUCCCACUUUUCUGAUAUUAUCUGGAGGGCAAUAGGACCUGGGGAAGUUCAACCCUGCGGCCAAGGGAGACACACCUGCCUAACCGCGUGGGUUGAGCGAGUGUGGGAGCGAGCCACUUUAGCUAGCUGUGGAGAGAGGGGUAGAAGUGGGUGCCUGCUGCUGCUCCCGGAGAAGAGGAAAGCUGUGGCUCCCUCCUUGCUCCUGAGGUCAUGGUGAGAAAUGUUGCGGAAGACUGGCUCAGGCUCCUUUUUGAUGUGCCUAGCUACCUGGAGCAUCCCUUGGCAAUUCGUCUUGGAACUCUGGCUCAUUUUGUUUUGCCCCAGCUGUCUCUCCCACUCGCCUGGCCCACGCCACCACCACCACCACGCCCAAGUCAUCCAGGUGCCAUAGGUCCCAAAGCCCAGGCACUUCUCAAACUGUGCCUUUCGUAGGAAAGUGUCUCGGUGAAGAAACCCCUCCCGCCUCUUCUACUCCAUAAGGCGCGCCCCGUUUCUUUCCGAGGAGACCUCGCUUGGGGACAGUGGUGGCAUUACUCCGGCCCCCAGCCAGGCGGGCUUAGGGGCGGGGCUUGGAGAACCUUCCUGAGAAUCCUUGCCUCCCUGCAGGUCCUGAGAGCGCUCUGGUGAGCCAGCGUGAGCAGGCAAGCUAAUAGGCACAAUCUAGCAGCAAGUUGGAUGUAUGGAUGCGGUUGGAUGGGUACCUAGGUGCUGAACUGAAUCCUCCCUUCUGCCUUGGUUCAGUUCUUUGCUGACUUAAGAGGCCAUACUGAUGAGAAUUCCUCAGGAGAAGCUGCUGACUAUGUGAUGUGCCACCCCAGAGUGGUUAUUCCCCUGCCUGGGGGACUGUGAAAGAAGCCUCAGUGGAAACAGCUGUUCCUUGACUUUUCACACACCUGGAAUUGGACAGCAGACUUAGUGCUGGGGUGCUUGUCUAAGUUUCUCAGCACCUAUGUUGAUGAUUGCAUUCCAGCCAAUUAAGAGUGAAGUUCAAAGAGAUACUUCUGGACUCUGUAUUCCAGACUCUCAAGUUAAGUCUGGAAGAGAGGUGGCUCCUGUUCUGACUUGUUGGUCUUCAUUCAGGAACUCGACUUGACACUUUCCACCUGACUGAUCCUUGGACAGCAGUGGCUAUGCGGGCUCUGUUGGGGAUGGAUGGAGAAGAGCUCUGAACUCCAGACCAUAAGAGAUUCUCCACAAUGGACAGAGUUUAUGAAAUUCCCGAGGAGCCAAAUGUGGUUCCAGUUUCCUCUCUGGGAGAAGAUGUCAUCCGCGGGCCUAACCCACGCUUUACCUUUCCGUUUAGUAUUCUCUUCUCCACCUUUCUGUACUGUGGGGAGGCUGCAUCUGCCUUGUAUAUGGUUAGGAUUUAUCGAAAGAAUAAUGAAACCUUCUGGAUGACAUACACCUUUUCCUUCUUCAUGUUUUCAUCCAUUAUGGUUCAAUUGACCCUCAUUUUUGUCCACAGAGACCUGGCCAAAGAUAGACCACUGUCAUUAUUUAUGCAUCUAAUCCUCUUGGGACCUGUUAUCAGAUGUUUGGAGGCCAUGAUUAAGUACCUUACACUGUGGAAGAAAGAGGGGCAAGAGGAGCCCUAUGUCAGCCUCACUCGAAAGAAGAUGCUAAUAAAUGGCCAGGAGGUGCUGAUAGAAUGGGAGGUGGGCCACUCCAUCCGGACCUUGGCUAUGCACCGUAAUGCCUACAAACGUAUGUCACAGAUUCAAGCCUUCUUGGGCUCAGUGCCCCAGCUAACCUAUCAACUUUAUGUGACUCUGAUCUCUGCAGAGGUCCCCCUGGGUAGAGCUGUGCUAAUAGUUUUUUCCCUGAUAUCUGUCACCUAUGGAGCUACCCUCUGCAAUAUGUUGGCUAUCCAGAUCAAGUACGAUGACUACAAGAUUCGGCUUGGGCCACUCGAAGUACUUUGUAUCACCAUCUGGAGGACAUUGGAGAUCACUUCCCGCCUUGUGAUUCUGGUGCUCUUCUCAGCCACCUUGAAGUUGAAGGCUGUGCCCUUCUUAGUGCUCAACUUCUUGAUCAUCCUCUUUGAGCCCUGGGUUAAGUUCUGGAGGAGUGGUGCCCAAAUGCCAAACAAUAUUGAGAAGAAUUUCAGCCGGGUUGGCACUCUGGUGGUACUGAUUUCUGUCACCAUCCUCUAUGCUGGCAUCAACUUCUCUUGCUGGUCUGCCAUGCAGUUGAAAUUGGCAGACAGAGACCUUGUUGACAAAGGUCAGAACUGGGGACAUAUGGGACUGCACUAUAGUGUGAGAUUGGUAGAAAAUGUGAUCAUGGUCUUGGUUUUUAAGUUCCUUGGAGUCAAGGUGUUACUGAACUACUGCCAUUCCUUGAUUGCUGUGCAGCUUAUCAUUGCUUAUCUGAUUUCCAUUGGAUUCAUGCUCCUCUUCUUCCAGUACUUGCACCCACUGCGCUCCCUCUUCACUCAUAAUGUGAUAGACUACCUCCACUGUAUUUGCUGCCGCAGACACCAUCAGGAAAGGGCUGAGACCUCAGAGCCAUCAUGUGAGGCUGAAACAAGACAAAGUAUUGUCUGAUUUUUUGCUUCUGAACAUUAUAGGGUGGGUUUGGGGUUGACAAGAGCAACUGUGAAAUUGAAGGAGAGGGUGUACUCCCAGGAUCAUUUUUUUUUACUCUUCUAGUAAGCCUAUCAAAAGAAAGACUGACCUCUGAAUGGGUUUUACUUCUUUAUGAUUGACUGCUAUGUUCGGGUACCAGCACUGGACACUGUUUAUUUAGUUCAUCAUCCUCCUACCCAAGUCAGUGGGAAUAGCUUCCAGGUGCCUCACUGAGGCUCUGAAUUUCCAGCUUUGCUCAAUUGUUUGAGUUAUUGUUGAGUUUCCCUGGGCUGACUGAACUCUACCAUGGCAUAUCUGGACUGAUCAGAGGAUGUGACAGCUUACUAGCAAUGAGAACAUCCCAAUAAACAGUCUGACUCUUGUGGUACCUUUACCUGAGAGAGUAGAUGGGGUAUUUUCUCUAAUGAGAAACUGUGGCUAAGAAGGCCCCAUUAUUAAAGAAAGCUACUCCCCAGAUGAGUUAAUACUCCAUUAGGAUUUUACUAGUGCUCAUUCAGCAAAGAAUUCUCUUUUUAGAAGCCUUCAUAGGCACCCCUUUAUAGAAGGGUAUGCAGAAUAGGAUUUCUUCAGGGAAUAUUCAGAAUGGCAUAUUUUUCAAGGCAGGAUCUCAUGUAUCUCUGGGUGGGCUCAAAGUCACUAUGUAGCUAAGAACUAUGUAGCUUGAACUCCUGA